Molecule: messenger RNA, 1988 nt
Organism: Neurospora hispaniola
Lineage: Eukaryota; Fungi; Ascomycota; Sordariomycetes; Sordariales; Sordariaceae
Exons: 2
Coding region: 467-1726 (419 amino acids)
Source: RefSeq, a predicted model, not a curated record
GAAACUCGAGGUGGACAGUCAGGUCAAGACGUGGUCCAUAUAUGGAUGGGGUCCGGGUUGCGGCAACAUACCUCUAGGUAACACCGCCUGUCUCCAAACAAUGCACUGCCCAGGGUGGACUUUUGACGAUUGAUGCCCGCUGCGCUGCGAACGGGGGCGGAGACGAGAGCCAGCCCUGCCCUGCCCUGGUCCCCCGCUAGAACAGAACAGGAUUUCAAGGGCCAGACCGUGGGUUUCUGUAUUCGAUCAUGAUGAUGACUGGACCUCAAACCCGCCGUCCAGUACCUUUCUGACUUUUCUUGAUUCACCCGAGCCUUUUAACUUAACCAAGGCUUUCCCGCUAUCGAUCCUUCUCGUUCCUCUGCCGUCUUUCUUGUCAUCCUAAUCCACAUCGAUUCAUCCGCCAUCUACCGUGGCCACAUCUGGAAUUUGGAAGGGGCCCCCCAAGUUCUGACCCGACUUCAACAUGCCGCUUCCUCUAGCGGGACAAGUUGGCAUCAUUGCUGUAUCGGUAGCCGCCGUAGCCGCAAUAGCCAUCUACGAGUCUCCCGAGGUGCGACGCCGAGUCAACGACCUCCGCCAACGUAUCGCCCUUGCCUUCCAAGGCUGGGAUGACGAGUUUGACGAUUCCCGACCCCGCAACCCCAACACCCCCCGCUUCAAUCGUCCCGAAGAUGCACACGGAUUCUACCAGUCUCGUGCCGAUGUUGGCGUUGACGCCGAUGAGGAGACCAAGCGAAGGCAACGGGAGGAACUCAUGUACUGGAACGCCAAGCGUGCAGAGAUGAUGGGGGAAUCCGGCCGCGAAUUUGCUGCUACUACUACUACACACCGACCAACAUCCGCUACUACUCGCGGCUCGAGCUUUGAUGAUUUCCUUAGUGAGGACACGGCAGCCGGGCCUGGCACAUUUGUUUACAACACGGGCACCGAUGUCAGGGGUACUGAGAAUGAUGCGCUUAGGCGCCGUGGAGCAGGCCGUUCUGCCGCCCCCGGUGUCCGUGGAUUGACUGCCGCCAUGAUUCUGGAUCCCUUCAGUGACGAGUUUGGUAUCGAGCUAGACGAACGUAUCAACAUGGUCGACGAGGAAACCCGCUUGAUGGCUCCUAGCCAAGACGAGAUGGUAUCGAAUAGGUCAGACAUCUACAACGCCACUCCGACAGGUCUUCAAUCGCCCGUUUCCCGUACCCUUUCGCCGGAGCCCAGAGUCUCAGUCACUGCUCCAUCUAAUGAGGUUUUGUUCGAUUUCGAGACAAAUUCACAGUCAGCAGUCGUCACUGCGUCGGAAGACAACCACGAGCGGUCCGGAGCCCCAACCCCUACCACGGUCCGCAGCACGACCGACACCCUCGAGCGCGACUUGGACGUGGAUGAGUACAUGACUGCUGGGCAGGAUGAUCGUUCUACGGCGUAUGCUUCUAUCCAGGAGUGGGCACAAGGCUCCUCCGGAAACCCCGGGUUUUACUCGCCAUUGCCCGUCACCCCGACCGAGCCCAUGUCUGAAGCCGAGAUGGUUAGCGCAGGGCAGCUCACGCCUGCGGACACCAUGUCCCUAGCGGACUCUGGAGAGCACAUUGAAAACCCCGACGCGGUCUCUUCCAGGGCUCAAGAUUUUGAUGACUUGAGCGACAGCGAUGAUGGUAUCGCCACUCCUGGCAGUUGGUCUGAUGUUGGCAGUGUCAUUAGCGAGACUGAUGAAAUUGCGCAUCAGCCACAACACGCUUAGAUCUAUCCGACUUCUGUAGCGUAACAGGCGUAACAGACGUCACAAACCCUCUGCUAUUCGGAAGUUCACCAUUAUGAUCAUUAUCGGCAUCUGGGCUUGGCGUUAUACAGGUUAUGGGUCCUAUUUAUGUAUGGUAUCUGGGCAAUCCGUUGGAUCGUUCUUUGAUUUUGGGUAAUGUUUGUUGGACUACAAUUAAGUGCAAAGGGUAUUUCAAAUAAGCCCUCACGAACAUCAAGAGCCUGCAAACUUUGAAAGACGUAGU